Molecule: messenger RNA, 1788 nt
Organism: Knipowitschia caucasica
Lineage: Eukaryota; Metazoa; Chordata; Actinopteri; Gobiiformes; Gobiidae
Source: the annotation of a GenBank genome assembly
AUGCAGCCGUAUGAGAGCCAGAUUUUCCAACAGAAAGUCUAUGAAGAGCAAGCAAAACAGCUGCGACAGCACCAAAAGGCUGUAAAGGCUCUGCAACGUCUCACAGCUACAGAAGAGACAGUAGAGGAACUCAAACCAGAAGAGACGGUAGAGGAACUCAGACCAGAAGAGACGGUGGAGGACCUAAAACCAGAAGAGACGGUAGCGGACCUCAAACCAGAAGAGACGGCAGAGGAACUGAAACCAGAAGAGACGAUAGCGGAACUCAAACCAGAAGAGACGUUAGAGAAACUCACACCAGAAGAGACGGUAGAGGAACUCAAACCAAAAGAGACGGUAGCGGAACUCAGACCAGAAGAGACGCGAGAGGAACUCAAACCAGAAGAGAUGGUAGAGGAACUCAAACCAGAAGAGACGCGAAAGGAACUCAAACCAGAAGAGAUGGUAGAGGAACUCAAACCAGAAGAGACGGUAGAGGAACUCAAACCAAAAGAGACGGUAGCGGAACUCAAACCAGAAGAGACGGUAGCGGAACUCAGACCAGAAGAGAUGGAGGACCUCAAACCAGAAGAGACGGUAGAGGAACUCAGACCAGAAGAGACGCGAGAGGAACUCAAACCAGAAGAGACGGUACAGGAACUCAAACCAGAAGAGAUGGUAGAGGAACUCAAACCAGAAGAGACGGUAGAGGAACUCAAACCAAAAGAGACGGUAGCGGAACUCAAACCAGAAAGGAUGGAGGACCUCAAACCAGAAGAGACGGUAGAGGAACUCAGACCAGAAGAGACGCGAGAGGCACUCAAACCAGAAGAGACGCAAGAGGAACUCAAACCAGAAGAGACGGUAGAGGAACUCAAACCAGAAGAGACGGUAGAGGAACUCAAACCAGAAGAGACGGUAGAGGAACUCAGACCAGAAGAGACGGUAGCGGAACUCAAACCAGAAGAGACGGUAGAGGAACUCAUGCCAGAAGAGGCGGUAGAGGCACUCAUACCAGAAGACAGCCAACUGGAAGUCUUACUGUCAGAGAUCCAGGAGGCAGCCGUAAAGAAGCAGACCUCCGCAGAAGAGACUGUGGAUAUUACUCUGGAGGAAACUGAAGAAACACAGUCUGUUGAAAAAGGCACCAGAUCUGCUCAUCUCAUGGCCGCAGCGAUGAUAAAGAAGUUAAUUCAAAAAGCCCACAUGGUUCCUGACACUGAGCAGCAGAUCCGUCUUGUCCAAAUUCUUAGAAAAGUGGAGACUGGGGUUCGGAUCCCAGAGGACAGUCAGCUCACAGACAAAGACCUCAAAGCCAUCGGGAAAGCGGCCGCCAAAAGCUUACUGCAGGAGUGUGGCUCGGUCUCUGCUCUAAGCGACAAUAGUUUCACUGAGGAAACAAUGAAGCUGAACCUGAACCUCCAACUCAGUGUGUAUCUGCCGGACAGCCCACCACCUGCGUCACAAAGAAAGAGAUCACACAAAGACCAACUCCUCCUGAACCACCAGAACCGUCAGCUCUGUAUCAGCCAGUGCCUCAAAAAGAUACAAACUCAGCAGAAUCCUCCUCAGACUCUGACCGUUUGUGAAAUAGACGGAAAAGUCCAAUAUGAGCUACAGACAGAAUCCUCCACACUCACAUCAAGGGGCGGAGAAAAGACAGAAGAGGCCUCCACUGAAAAGACGACCUUUGGGAACGGGCACAAAGCUCCAGGAAACAUACCACCAACUGAUAUCAAUCAAAUGUUCCAGCUGACCACGCGACCAGAAGGAGUCGGGCAACUUACCUUCAUUCAAGAGAAAAGCUAA